AUGAUAGACCAAAAAAUCUGUUCUGGCACUGACCGCCAGCAGUACUGGAAGAAGUGUCCUAAGGAGGAGCUAGACGAGCUAAUGGAGCUGGUGCACAGGCUAACUAAGCCACAGGGCGGCAAAUUAGCUACUGCCAGAAUUCGUGACUUCAUGUGGAUGAGUGCACCUGAGUUUUACAGAUCUAAGACAAAAGAAAACCCACAGUUUUAUCUAGAGAAGAUAAGGAAGAUCACACAGGUAAUGCAUCUGUCUGAGGAAGAUAGUGUGAAGUUAGCAUCUUACAGGUUAAAGGACAUCACAUAUGACUGGGUUGUUUCUUGGAAAAAUAAUAAAGGGGAGAAUGUUGCUUCUGUUACGUGGCAGAUGUUUCAAGAUGCAUUCUUGGAUAAGUUCUUUCCAUUAGAAUUGAGAGAGGCGAAGAUAGAAGAAUUUAUAAACUUGAGGCAGGGCUCCAUGACUAUUAAGGAGUACUGCUUAAAGUUUAACCAGUUUGCUAAGUAUUCCCCUGAUCUGAUUUCUAACGCCCGCUCUAGCAUGAGUAAGUUUGUGACAGGCAUUUUUGGGUUAGUGCUGAAGGAAUGCAGGAUUGCUAUGUUGUAUAGGGAUAUGGACCUAUCUAGAUUGAUGAUACAUGAUCAGUAA
Messenger RNA from Capsicum annuum, 642 nucleotides. RefSeq lists its product as uncharacterized. NCBI's taxonomy places the organism in Eukaryota, Viridiplantae, Streptophyta, Magnoliopsida, Solanales, Solanaceae. The coding region runs from base 1 to 642 and encodes 213 amino acids. The record is from RefSeq and is a predicted model, not a curated record. The transcript has 2 exons.